Molecule: messenger RNA, 986 nt
Organism: Solanum verrucosum
Lineage: Eukaryota; Viridiplantae; Streptophyta; Magnoliopsida; Solanales; Solanaceae
Product: 25.3 kDa vesicle transport protein-like
Exons: 6
Coding region: 133-789 (218 amino acids)
Biological process (GO): endoplasmic reticulum to Golgi vesicle-mediated transport; vesicle fusion with Golgi apparatus; retrograde vesicle-mediated transport, Golgi to endoplasmic reticulum
Cellular component (GO): endoplasmic reticulum membrane; endoplasmic reticulum-Golgi intermediate compartment; ER to Golgi transport vesicle membrane
Molecular function (GO): SNAP receptor activity
Source: RefSeq, a predicted model, not a curated record
UUUUUUUUUUCGUUUUCUCCCAAAUCUCUGGAAAAAAUCUUGUAAUAUUAAUUAAAAAAAGAAGAAGCGAAGAUCAUCGAUCCAGAAGCAAAGUCAAUACGCUUGUGAUUGUUGUAUGCUUGUGAAAGCAAGAUGGUGAAGUUGACUAUGAUUGCUCGUGUGACUGAUGGUCUUCCUUUAGCGGAGGGGCUGGAUGAUGGCCGUGAUAUUCAAGAUGCAGAUUUCUACAAACAGCAAGCCAAGUCCUUGUUUAAGAACCUUUCUAUGGGCCAGAUUGAGGCAUCAAGGAUGUCUGUAGAAACUGGGCCUUAUAUUUUCCAUUAUAACAUUGAAGGCCGUGUUUGUUAUUUGACAAUGUGUGACCGUUCUUAUCCCAAGAAACUUGCUUUUCAAUACCUAGAAGACCUCAAGAAUGAGUUUGAGCGUGUCAAUGGGAGUCAAAUCGAAACUGCUGCUAGGCCUUAUGCUUUUAUUAAAUUUGAUACAUUCAUACAGAAGACAAAGAAACUGUACCAGGACACCAGAACUCAGCGCAAUAUUACAAAGUUGAAUGAUGAACUCUACGAAGUUCAUCAGAUAAUGACUCGAAAUGUACAAGAAGUUUUAGGUGUUGGUGAAAAGUUGGAUCAGGUCAGUCAGAUGUCCAGUCGCUUGACAUCAGAAUCCCGCAUUUAUGCUGAUAAAGCAAGAGAUUUAAACCGUCAGGCUCUGAUUCGGAAAUGGGCACCCGUGGCUAUUGUCAUUGGAGUUGUUAUUCUCCUCUUCUGGGCGAAAAAUAAGAUAUGGUGAUGCAACUAUACCAUAUGCAGCUUAGAGAAGUGUUGUUACUCUUUGAUACUUACUGAUUUUGCAACAUCAAACUGUUUGGCAACCGAUAGACCACUUAACAUUUCAAGGUGGCUACCGUGUUGUGCGCGCAAUGAAGAGAGUUUUUUGGCAGAUGAGACACUCAAGCUAUGAGUUUGAUAAUGUAAGACAGAUAAACC